Drosophila innubila is the source of this 1377-nucleotide messenger RNA. RefSeq lists its product as uncharacterized. Bases 261 to 1274 code for a protein of 337 amino acids. NCBI's taxonomy places the organism in Eukaryota, Metazoa, Arthropoda, Insecta, Diptera, Drosophilidae. The transcript is spliced from 3 exons. The record is from RefSeq and is a predicted model, not a curated record.
AAAUUUAUUAAAAUGAGUUAUAGCAAAGUAUUCGCUUAAGACAGCUAAAAUGUAUUGAAAUUUGCAUUAAGAAUUUUCAGUUAUCGAAUUAAAAGGCAACUAAAUAAUAAACAAACAAUGCAAAAUGCAAGAAAUGCAGCAGACCAUUCUUGACCAAAUCGUCGUUCUAAGCAUUUAAACAAAACAAUAACGUGGUCCAAGCAAACAACAAAUUUGUUGAAAAGUAAAUCUUAUUUUUGGCGGCUGUUAAUUAACAACAAAUGAACGGAGCUCGCAAGUUUAAAUCGCUGCGACUUGUGCGCUUUGGCGAUAUACUGUUUGACCAGCAAAAGCGAUUAAUUAUGCUAUGUCGUUCCUGUCAGCGCCAUUACAUGUGCCUGGAAUCUUUUCAGACUCAUUUGAGCAAAUGCAUUGGCAUUAAACACAUAGUAUCGUCAAUAGAUGAACUGCAGUAUGACGAGGAUAAGCGAGAGACAAGACUAAUUAAUGGAAAACAAGAGCUAUUCAUUUAUGAACCCGACGCGGUUCGUAGUGACAACAAGUGCGAUAUAGACUGGGAAGCGGAGCUUGAGGAUCCCCGCUGGUAUACAGAUGACGCCAAGACACUGCCAAGCAAAGCAAAACAAUUGCCCGCCAAUGCCAAAGAGAAUGUAGCCAGGUCCCGAACGCGAUUUCAAGCUAGGAAUGAAGCAGUCAAGGAGGAUAAACAACAGCAAAUGCAUGAGUCGCCACAGUUACCAGUCAAACGAAUGCGACACUCCACUCCAAAGCGAACCAUUCUCACAAACCAACAACAGAGCAAAUCUCGCAGCAGCCUGGAUCUGCCCACAGCAUCGGCUAAAACGAGACCGAACGAAGUGUACGUCGUGAAGAAUGUUGUUGAGGACUUAAAGCAUCUGGAUGCAAUGUCAACUGUCCGUGCAGCUGCAACAACGGCAACACCAUCAGCAUUGCCCAUGGUUAGCAUACCAUCAACAACGACAACAAAAUCAUCAACAAUACCCAUGGUCAGCAUACCAUUAACAACGACAACAAAAUCAUCAGCUUUACCCAUGGCCAGCAUACCAUCAACGAAUCUUUCCAACGGCGACACACAACAAAUACUCAAUAAACUUCGUGCCUGCGGUGUGGAAGUUAAACGCCGGAACACUCGCGAAACUGUGGAAAUUGCUGCGGAUGCAGCGGCAAUUGCCAAAAAACAACAAGCCCUCGAUAUAAUGCGAAAAUUGCAAUCCAAUGGCAUCAAAUGCACCAAAGUAAACAAGCCAGGAUAAUCAAUAAGUUUAGUGAACUGUAUUUUUAAAUAUUGUGAAAAGCAAACUCGCAUGCCCAGUUUGUAAUUCUGUGUCAAUAAACAGUUGCCAUACUUUUAAAAUA